Molecule: messenger RNA, 1513 nt
Organism: Austrofundulus limnaeus
Lineage: Eukaryota; Metazoa; Chordata; Actinopteri; Cyprinodontiformes; Rivulidae
Gene: ccm2l
Product: CCM2 like scaffold protein
Biological process (GO): heart morphogenesis
Source: RefSeq, a predicted model, not a curated record
ACUUUUGUCUCUCCCAUUAAGCGACUGGUUUGGUCUAAAUCUGGUCGUAGGCCCGUAGAUCGAGGCAGUGUUUACCGCCGUCCACUGCAUACUGUCCCCCUUUACCCCCCUGAUUACCUCAUACAUCCAGAGAGACUCAUCUUUGACUAUGUAGAGAAGGAGGUCAAGUUUCUCGGUCACCUGACCUGGGUGUCAGUUUCACUCAAUCCCUCCAGCAGAGAUGAACUUCUACAGUUACUGGAUACAGCCCGGCAGCUGAAGGUGCUGCCGCUAAAAACGAGUGUAGAUCAGGACUGCAUCCUGAGUAUGUCUGCUCGCUGUCUGCUGCUGACGUGGAGGAACAAUGAGAAGCUGCUCAUGAGGAUCCCCACACAUGAGAUUGCUGCUGCCUCCUACCUGAGAGACGAUGCACUGCACCUGCUGGUCUUAAAGACAGGUCUAAAUGUGGACUCGGUAGUUGCAGAAGAUGACAGCUUCGACAGGAAAAAGCCACCGGGCAUCGAAGGGCGAUGCCAAACCAUGAGUUCCAAUGCUGACUCACGACCUGCAGGAGGUACAAUGGAGCGCCGACACACCAUCUGUGGAGUUGACUGGAGGCCGUCACUGUCAAGAAGUAACCAUGAAAAAACCCCAAAUGUUGACAAAGGGGGCGGGGAGAGAGGAGGAGGAGGAAGUUUAGAGAGAAGGAGAAUGGGAGGGAGCUGGGAGAGGAGGCAACAAACCUGCAAGACUGGAGGAAGCUGGGAGAAUCGCAGAGCACGACCUAUGAGUGGCAACUGGGGAGUGGGAGGGGGGAGCUGGGAAAGAAGGCAUGGAGGUGGUAUGUGUGGUGGAGGAGGAGGGAGCUGGGAAAGGAGGGGAGGAGGUGGUGGGGGAAGCUGGGACCGGCGACAAGCAUGCACAGGAAGCUGGGAAAGAGGGAAAAGUUACGGCAGUUGGGAGAGAAGGAACUACAACCCACUGGAACCCACCCCCUGUCCCGAUGCCUACUGCAACCUGGUGAUUCUUGCRGUCGAGAACCGGGACGCUGCAGAGGAGUAUUGUUCUCUCAUUUGCCAGAUGUUCCAGAUCAUUUAUGGGCAUCAGACCAUUGAGUGUGUUGACAGGGCAGGAUUUCACCACACCAUGCCAGAUCGCUAUUGGCUGCAAAGGAGUGACAGCUGUCUGACUGACAUGUCCUACAGCUAUAAUCCAGAGUUUAGCUGCUGCAGUUCAUACGACGGCUCCCAGGAGGCCUUCGAGCUCUACUACAGUGAGACAUACAGUGAGAGCUCCUCUGUCUCACUGCAGGACUCCCAUCGCAGCCUGCCUUCAACCAGUGAUGGAGGAGACAGUAACCCUGCCCUAAUGCUGAUGCAGGAAUACAUGAUCACUCUGCGUAAUAAGCUGAGUCCAGUGGAGCUGCAGCAGUUUGCUGUGUUGCUGAGAGAAUAUAGGCUGGGAUCAAACAUCGACAACUUCUGCUCUGAGCUGCUACAACUUUAUGGAGAUGACCGCAAGUUCCUGCUGAUGG